This is a messenger RNA of Hyaena hyaena (striped hyena), 8082 nucleotides long. It is a transcript of the gene HIVEP3, whose product is annotated as HIVEP zinc finger 3. NCBI's taxonomy places the organism in Eukaryota, Metazoa, Chordata, Mammalia, Carnivora, Hyaenidae. Gene Ontology annotation, biological process: regulation of transcription by RNA polymerase II. Gene Ontology annotation, cellular component: nucleus. The transcript is spliced from 6 exons. The record is from RefSeq and is a predicted model, not a curated record. Gene Ontology annotation, molecular function: RNA polymerase II cis-regulatory region sequence-specific DNA binding; DNA-binding transcription factor activity, RNA polymerase II-specific. Bases 106 to 7290 code for a protein of 2394 amino acids.
ACCAAUGUGGCCAAAGCCAGAGGCCUCCUUGGGAAACUUGGAUUAUUCAUAAAUGCAGCCUGCCCCAGCCCUCCCUGAAUAGCAUCCGAAGUCUCUGUGGAGGUCAUGGAUCCUGAACAAAGUGUCAAGGGCACCAAGAAGGCUGAGGGAAGUCCCCGGAAGCGGCUGACCAAAGGAGAGGCCGUGCAGGCCAGUGUUUCGUCCGGCGCCCCUUACCCAGGCAGCAGCACAGCUGCCCCCCCAGAGGGCCCCCUCCAAGAGCUCCUAGCCCCGCAGCCCUUCCCAGGCCCCUCACCAGUUCUUAGGGAAGGCUCUCAGGAGAAACCAGGCCCUAAAAGGUCCUCCAUUGACACCUCUGUCCCCAUCUCGAAGCUUCCACAGCACCCUCUGACACCAGCAUUCAUGUCGCCCGGCAAACCGGAGCAUCUCCUGGAGGGGUCCACGUGGCAGCUGGUCGACCCCAUGAGACCUGGACCCUCUAGCUCCUUCGUGGCCCCUGGGCUCCAUCCUCCAAGCCAGCUCCUCCCUUCCCACGCUUCCAUCAUCCCCCCCGAGGACCUGCCUGGCAUCCCCAAAGUCUUUGUGCCCCGUCCAUCCCAGGUCACCUUGAAGCCCCCAGAAGAGGCGCCCAAGAAGGAGAGGAAACCGCAGAAGCCUGGCAAGUACAUAUGCCAGUACUGUAGCCGGCCCUGCGCCAAGCCCAGUGUGCUCCAGAAACACAUCCGCUCACACACGGGUGAGAGGCCCUACCCCUGCGGCCCCUGCGGCUUCUCCUUCAAGACCAAGAGUAACCUGUACAAGCACAGGAAGUCCCACGCCCACCGCAUCAAAGCCGGCCUGGCCUCCGGAGUGGGCGGUGAGAUGUAUCCCCCAGGGCUGGAGAUGGAAAGGAUCCCGGGGGAGGAGUUUGAGGAGCCCACCGAGGGGGAAAGCACAGACUCAGAAGAGGAAACAGGCACCGCGUCUGCCCACCCCGCAGAGCUCUCCCCCAGGCCCAAGCACCCUCUCCUGUCCAGUGGCUUGUAUAGCUCCGGGAGCCAGGGCUCCAGCCAUGACCGAUGUUCCUUGUCCCAGUCCAGCUCAGCCCCAUCGCUCGAGGACCCCACUCCGUUCACGGAACCCUCAUCCGAACACCCCUUGAGCCAGAAACCCGAAGACACCCACACGAUAAAGCAGAAGUUGGCCCUCCGCUUGAGUGAGAGGAAAAAGGUGAUGGACGAGCAGGCAUUUCUGAGCCCGGGCAGCAAAGGGAGUACAGAGUCUGGGUACUUCUCCCGCUCUGAGAGCGCCGAGCAGCAGGUCAGUCCCCCAAACACCAACGCCAGGUCCUAUGCUGAGAUCAUCUUCGGCAAGUGCGGGCGGAUCGGGCAGCGGACCGCCAUGCUGACAGCCACGUCCACGCAGCCCCUCCUGCCCCUGUCCACCGAAGACAAGCCCAGCCUGGUGCCUUUGUCUGUGCCCCGGACGCAGGUCAUAGAGCACAUCACCAAGCUCAUCACCAUCAAUGAGGCUGUGGUGGACACCAGCGAGAUAGACAGCGUGAAGCCGAGGAGGAGCUCGCUGUCGAGGCGCAGCAGCAUGGAGUCCCCCAAAUCCAGCCUCUACCGGGAGCCCCUGUCGUCCCACAGCGAGAAAACAACGAAGCCUGAACAAUCACUGUUGAGCCUCCAGCACCCACCCAGCACCACCCCCCCUGUGCCUCUGCUGAGAAGCCACUCAAUGCCUUCCGCCACCUGCACCCUCAGUACCCCCCAUCACACCUUCCGAGGUAGCUACUCCUUCGACGACCACAUCACCGACUCCGAAGCCCUGAGCCGCAGCAGUCAAGUGUUUACCUCCCACCCCCGGAUGCUCAAGCGCCAGCCAGCCAUCGAACUACCUUUGGGAGGGGAGUACAGUUCCGAGGAGGCAGGGCCCAGCAGCAAAGAUACAGCCUCCAAACCCGCAGAUGAGCCAGAACCCAAGGAAAGUGAACUCACCAAAAAGACCAAGAAGGGUUUGAAAACGAAAGGGGUGAUCUAUGAAUGUAACAUAUGCGGUGCUCGGUACAAGAAAAGGGACAAUUACGAUGCCCAUAGAAAGUACUACUGCUCGGAGCUUCAGAUCACAAAGCCCAUCUCUGCAGGUGCUCAUGUGUCCCCAGAAGCUGAGAAGAGUCAGGCUGAGCAUGAGCCCUGGUCCCAGAUGAUGCAUUACAAACUGGGGACCACCUUGGAGCUCACUCCAUUGAGGAAGAGGAGGAAAGAGAAGAGCCUCGGGGAUGAGGAAGAGCCACCUGCCUUUGAGUCGGCUAAAAGUCAGUUUGGCAGCCCCGGACCGUCUGAUGCUGCUCGGAACCUUCCUCUGGAGUCCACCAAGUCACCAGCAGAACUGAGUAAGUCAGUGCCCUCCCUGGAGGGACCCACAGGCUUCCAGCCAAGGACUCCCAAGCCAGGGUCUGGUCUAGAGUCAGGGAAGGAGAGGAGAACAACGUCCAAAGAAAUUUCCGUCAUCCAACACACCAGCUCCUUCGAGAAGUCCGACUCUCUGGAGCAGCCCAGCGGCCUGGAAGGGGAAGACAAGCCCCCGGCCCCGUUCUCCUCACCCCCGCCCGCCCCACAUGGACGCUCUGCCCACUCCCUGCAGCCCAGGCUGGUCCGCCAGCCCAACAUCCAGGUCCCAGAGAUCCUGGUGACGGAGGAGCCCGACCGGCCAGAGACGGAGCCCGAGCCACCUCCAAAGGAACCCGAGAAGACAGAGGAAUUCCAGUGGCCCCAGCGCAGCCAGACGCUUGCCCAACUGCCGGCCGAGAAGCUGCCACCUAAGAAGAAGAGGCUGCGCCUGGCAGAGAUGGCCCAGUCAUCGGGGGAGUCCAGCUUCGAGUCCUCCGCUCCCCUGUCUCGCAGCCCCAGCCAGGAGAGCGGUGUCUCUCUGAGCGGGUCCAGCCGCUCCGCCUCCUUCGAGAGGGAUGACCACGGGAAAGCCGAGGCCCCUGGGCUCUCGUCCGACAUGCGCCCCAAACCCUUGGGCACCCACAUGCUGACCGUCCCCAGCCACCACCCGCACGCCCGAGAGAUGCGGAGGUCAGCCUCAGAGCAGAGCCCCAACAUUUCCCAUUCUGCCCACAUGACUGAGACACGCAGCAAAUCAUUCGACUAUGGCAGCUUGUCCUUGACUGGCUCUUCUGCGCCGGCCCCAGUGGCCCCGGCAGCCCCGGCAGCCCCCACAGCCCCACCAGAGAGAAGGAAAUGCUUUUUGGUGAGACAGGCCUCUCUGAGCAGGCCUCCGGAAGCCGAGCCAGAGGCUGCCCCCAAGACAGGAAGACAGGAGAGUGAGGAGUCAAAGCCCUCAUGCAGUAAGCCUUCCGCCAAAAGCUCAUUGCCCCAGAUUUCCUCCACGGCCACUUCGCAUAGCGGGCACCCAGGAGGCAAGAGCCAGGUGCAGGACAGACCCCAGCUGGGGUCCACCCCGCCCUACACAGAAGCACUCCAGGUGUUCCACCACCCCAUUGCCCAGCUCCCCCUGCACGAGAAACCCUACCUGCCACCACCCGUCUCCCUCUUCUCCUUCCAGCCCCUCUUGCAGCAUGAGCCGGGACAGUCUUCAGAAUUCUUCUCCACCCAGGCCAUGUCCGGCCUCCUCUCUGCCCCGUACUCCAUGCCGCCGCUUCCUCCCUCCCUAUUUCAAGCCCCGCCACUUCCCCUCCAGCCUACUGUUCUGCACCCAGGCCAGCUCCACCUCCCUCAGCUCAUGCCUCAUCCAGCCAGCCUCCCCUUCCGGCAGCCCCCUUCGUUUCUCCCUGUGCCAUACCCCACCUCGUCAGCACUCUCUUCUGGAUUUUUCCUGCCUCUGCAAUCCCAGUUCUCGCUUCCGCUCCCUGGUGAUGUGGAAAGCCAUCUGCCCCAGAUCAAAACCAGCCUGGCCCCGCUGGCAACAGGAACCGCUGGCCUCUCCCCCAGCACAGAGUACAGCAGUGAUGUCCAGCUGUCCCCCGUGGCUCCCCCGGCCAGCUGCUCGGCACCCACAUCAGCCCCUCCACUGACUCUGCCUGCCUGUCCGGACACCAUGGUAUCCCUGGUUGUGCCCGUCCGCAUUCAGACCAACAUGCCGUCCUAUGGGAGCGCCAUGUACACCACCCUGUCCCAGAUCUUGGUCACCCAGUCCCAAAGCAGCUCAACAACUGUGACUCUUCCCAAAUUUGAGGAGCCCCCAUGCAAAGGGACAACUGUGUGUGGGACGGAUGUGUACGAGGUCCGGCCUGGGUCGGCUGGGGUGAGUGAAGAGCAGACCAGAGGUUUCCCGACUCCAUACUUGAGAGUGCCUGUGACAUUACCUGAAAGAAAAGGCACUUCCCUGUCAUCAGAGAGUGUCUUGAGCCUGGAGGGGAGUUCUUCAACGGUGGGGGGGAGCAAACGUGUCCUUUCACCAGCUGGCAGCCUUGAACUUACCAUGGAAACCCAGCAGCAAAAAAGGGUGAAGGAAGAGGAGGCUUCCAAGGCAGAUGAGAAACUUGAGCUGGUAAAACCAUGCAGUGUGGUGCUCACCAGCACAGAGGAUGGCAAGAGGCCAGAGAAAUCCCACUUGGGCAGCCAGGGCCAGGGCAGGAGGGAGCUAGAAACACUGUCCAGCCUGUCCUCAGAUCCAUCUGACCCAAAGGAAAUCAGUCCCCUUCCUCACUCCUCCUUGUCCCAUGUGACGGCCCCAGGCUCAGAGGCUUUGAAGGAAUAUGCCCAGCCAUCCGCUAAGCCUCACCGAAGAGGACUUCCCUCACUGAGUGUGAAGAAAGAAGGUUCCAAGGAACAACCUGACCUCGCUCCACUGGCACCUUCAAGCUCGCUGCCUCUGUCAGAAACGUCCUCCAGACCAGCCAAGUCGCAAGAAGGUACGGACUCAAAGAAGGUACUGCAGUUCCCCAGCCUCCACACGACCACUAAUGUCAGUUGGUGCUAUUUAAACUACAUUAAGCCAAAUCACAUCCAGCAUGCAGAUAGGAGGUCCUCUGUUUACGCUGGUUGGUGCAUAAGUUUGUACAACCCCAACCUUCCGGGGGUUUCCACUAAAGCUGCUUUGUCCCUCCUGAGGUCUAAGCAGAAGGUGAGCAAAGAAACAUAUACCAUGGCCACAGCUCCGCAUCCUGAGACAGGAAGGCUUGUGCCAUCCAGCUCCCGCAAGCCCCGCAUGACAGAGGUUCACCUCCCUUCGCUGGUUUCCCCGGAAGGCCAGAAAGAUCUACCUAGAGUGCAGAAGUCAGAAGAGAAGCGAGGGAAGCCGGAGGAAGACGCUCCUGCCUGCAAGAGAGGGGAGCCAGCGAGGAUCAAAAUCUUCGAAGGAGGGUACAAAUCAAACGAAGAGUAUGUAUAUGUGCGAGGCCGCGGCCGAGGGAAAUAUGUUUGUGAGGAGUGUGGAAUUCGCUGCAAGAAGCCCAGCAUGCUGAAGAAACACAUCCGCACCCACACUGACGUCCGGCCCUAUGUGUGCAAGCACUGUCACUUUGCUUUUAAAACCAAAGGGAAUCUGACUAAGCACAUGAAGUCAAAGGCCCACAGCAAAAAGUGCCAAGAGACAGGGGUGCUGGAGGAGCUGGAAGCCGAAGAAGGAACCAGUGAUGACCCGUUCCAGGACUCGGAAGGGCGAGAGGGCUCAGAGACCGUGGCGGAGCACCAGUUUUCAGACCUGGAGGACUCGGACUCGGACUCAGACCUGGAUGAAGAUGAGGAUGAGGAUGAAGAGGAGAGCCAGGACGAGCCACCCGGACCGGCCUCGGAGGCAACCCCGCCUGGCCCGCCAGCCCCUCUGCCGGCAGACUCCUCCCCCGCCCGGGGCCCUCGGCCCCCAGACGCCACCUCUGGCAACCAGGCCACGCGGGGCAGCUCGGGCUUGGACGCUGAGGGCUGGGCAGCCAGCAGCUGCCCUGCGUCCAGCCAGAGCGUCCUGUGCCUCCCCUGGCUGGGACCGGCCCCUUCGGGCCCCCUGGAGAAGGACACAGCCUCGGCCCUGAGCUCCAAGGCUGUGUCCCCAAGAAGGCCGUGGUCCCCAAGCAAAGAAGCAGGCAGCCGCCCAGCACUCACCCACAAACACUCACUAAUCAAAAGCAACUCGUCUCCCCAGCGACACUCACCGGCUGGAGAGCCACAGGCCUCAGCCUCCAGCCCGCCGGGCCCCCAGACAGGCCCUCUCCCUUGUGGGUCUCCAAGACUCGAGCUGUCCCCUCUCACCCCCCGCCCCCUGGGAAGGGAACUGAACCCUGGAGUGCAUCCACCCCCCGAGCGCAAGGGGGCCCCGGAUCCGGGCCCCCCCAGACACUCGCCCACCAGGAGACAGUCCCCGGGCCAGGCCGAGUCACCGCCACGGUCAGCGCUGCCAGGGAAGUGGACCUGGGCUGGGUCAGUGGGCGAACGCGGCCCAGGCUCGGGGCUGGCCCCGUGGGCCGUACACCCGCCCGCGCCUCUACCUCACAAGCUUCUCGGCAGAAGCCCCGAGACCUGCGCCUCCACAUGGCAGAAGGCGGCGUCCCGGAGUCCCUCCUGCUCACCUGGCCCAGCUCAUCCUCCCUCCUCCCGACCCUUCUGGGCCCCCCACGACUUCCACGGCCACACCCCAGCCCGGACCGAGGAGAACAUCUUCAGCCACCUCCCUCUGCACUCCCAGCACUUGCCCCGUGCCCCGUGCCCCCUGAUUCCCAUCGGCGGGAUCCAGAUGGUGCAGGCCCGGCCGGGGGCCCACCCCACCCUGCUGCCGGGGCACACCGCCGCCUGGGUCAGCGGCUUCUCGGGAGGUGGCAGUGACCUGACAGGGGCUCGGGAGGCCCAGGAGCGAGGCCGCUGGAGUCCCACCGAGAGCUCGUCGGCCUCCGUGUCCCCUGUGGCUAAGGUAUCCAAGUUCACACUCUCAUCGGAGCUGGAGGGCAGGGACUACCCCAAGGAGAGGGAGAGGACGAGUGGGGGCCUGGGCAGACCUCCUGACUGGGAGCCCCGAGGGGCCGAGGUGCCCGCAGAGCCUGUGCCCACCCACAGCCCCCACACCCCACCUGAGGCCUCACCCCGGCUGUCCCACGGGCGCAGGCCAGAACCCUGGACCCCCCGCUUGGAGUCACCGCGCACGCUGGCCAGCCCUGCGGCCUCGGCCGCCUCGCCCCUGGACCGCAGCAGUUCCGUAGGCUGCCUGGCAGAGGCCUCUGCUCACUUCCCAGCCCGGAGGAGAAACCUCUCCGGGGAACCCAGGACCAGUCAGGGCUCCCCCGAGCCCUCAGGAAGUGGGGGGCCUGGGGCACCUCCACAUCAGCCCAAGGACGGGGGGCCCCCAAGCACUUAGCCUCUCUCCGACAGCUUCAGCAUCUGGCUUCCGGUGUUCGGCAACAGAUGUUUCCAGCCAGCUUCCUCGAAUCAUCUUGCUCUCAUGGGCUCCCUGUCCCAUCUGUCCGUCUGUCCAAGCAGCUUCUGCUCAGCCCCCAACUGUUCUGUCUUCCCACGUAUGCAGUUACCUGUGCCUUUUUCUAUACCUUUUGUUGCUUGAAAAGAAACAAAACACACGCACACAUAAAAAAAAAGAAAAGAAAAGAAAGAAAAAAGAAACCCACGAGGAGUCAGAGGCUGUGAAUAUAUUGUGCUUUUUUGAGAAAGGGUGCAGGUGGGGGCCUCACCCUGGGCCACUGUGGUCUGCAGCCACCACCCCCCCAGGCUGGCAAGAGGUAGCCAUUUGCUGAGGGAAAGGGGGAUUCACUGGAAGAGGGGGAAAAAAAGCAAGAAACGUUUAAAAACAUGCAUUAAAUGUAAAAGCAAGCACUCCUAUGUACAGAUGUUUAUGUUUCCUAUUUAUUGCAGCUUUAUUCCACCCCAGCCAGUGAUCACCCUCCCUGCCAGCAGAAGGGCCAGUGGCCCAAGGCAGAGAGACACCGGCAGGGGGACCCCACUCAGCAUCCACGGGCAGGCCCAGAAGAAACCCCAACUUUCUUGUUCCUGGGGAAAAAGGAAUGUUACCUUUCCUAGGACUUCGACACAAAUUCUAGGAGCAGAUAGAUGGUAGGAGCUGGUCGGUUGCGUUCCCCCAGGGCUCCCUAAUAUCCAGGGGGUCUGAGUCACGGACCCCUCCUGGCAUCCUGACAAA